AUGAGUCCACUUGGAAUCAUGCUUGCUAUUGUCUUCUGCUCUCAGACUGUAGUUGGGGUUGUGGGAAAUUCCUUCCUCGUGUUUCUCUUCACAUUCAUGUUCUUUACUGCACACAAACUGAGGCCCAUAGAUACAAUAUUCAUACAGCUGGCUUGGGCCAACUUCUUGCUGCUGCUCAUCAAGGGCAUCCCUCAGACAAUGGCAGCUUUGGGCCUGAAGAAUUUCCUGGAUGAUGUUGGCUGUAAACUUGUCUUCUACCUUCACAGAGUGGCCCGUGCUCUUUCUCUCAACAUGACCUGCCUCCUGAGUGGCUUUCAGGCCAUCACCAUCAGUCCCAACACUUCCAGGUGGACAAGGCUUAAAACCAGAACCCCAACAUACAUCAUCCCCUGCAGUUUUCUCUCCUGGAUAUUCCAUCUGAUAGUAAAUAUCAGUAUUCCUAUGAGAGCUAAAGGAACAAAGUUCUCCAAAAACAUCUCAAACCUACUGGAUUAUGGGUAUUGUUAUAAUUCAGCAGACUCUACAAUUAAGGUUACACUGAUUGCAGUUGUGGUCUCCCUCCCUGACAUUGCCUGUGUAGGGGUCAUGGUCUUUGCGAGUAGCUACAUGAUAUUGUUUCUAAAAAAGCACCACAAAAGGGUCCAGCACAUCCAUACAUCUAGGCUUUAUCUAAGAGCCCCCCCUGAGAUCAGAGCCACCCAAUCCAUCCUACUGCUGGUGAAUACUUUUGUAAGCUUUUCCUCACUCAAUUCUAUUUUGGUAAUAUAUAUGUCAUUUAAAAACCCAAGACCUUGGAUGUUACAUAGCUCAAACUUCCUGGCCGCCUGUUUCCCGAUUAUAAGUCCAUUUGUGCUGAUCAGCAUGGACUCUCAAGUUCUGAAGUACUGCUGUGUUCUCCGGGAAGCCUUGCACUUUUUGCCUUUCUUGGUGUCCCCAGUGCUUAGCAAAGAACCUAGCCCAUCAUAA
This is a messenger RNA of Trichosurus vulpecula (common brushtail), 966 nucleotides long. RefSeq names its product vomeronasal type-1 receptor 4-like. Gene Ontology annotation, molecular function: pheromone receptor activity. The transcript has a single exon. Gene Ontology annotation, cellular component: membrane. NCBI's taxonomy places the organism in Eukaryota, Metazoa, Chordata, Mammalia, Diprotodontia, Phalangeridae. Gene Ontology annotation, biological process: G protein-coupled receptor signaling pathway. The record is from RefSeq and is a predicted model, not a curated record. The coding region runs from base 1 to 966 and encodes 321 amino acids.